AUCUUCCCAAUGUCAGAGGAUGUUGACUACAAAAUGAAGAGUGAUCUCUUCUCUUUUGAUGAACUAAAGCAAGACCCUAAUUUCCAAGUCAGAAAACUUAAAGACGCUGUAUAUAUGGGCACUAUAGCCAACGACAAGCGUCAUGGUAAAGGUGUCAUGAGGUAUAAGAACCGGCUCUAUGAGGGCUAUUGGAAAGAUGACCUCAGAGAUGGUGAAGGCUUUGAGGUCUAUAAGAAUAAUAAUUAUUACAUAGGAGGGUUCCUCAAAGGAAAAGCUCAUGGCAAAGGCAUAUAUAAAUGGUCCACCGGAGAAAUCUAUGACGGUGAAUGGGAGAACGGAUGUAAGCAAGGCUAUGGUAUCUGGAAAGGCAAGAACGGUGAUUCCUAUAUCGGUGAAUGGAAAAAUUCCAAAGCUCACGGUUACGGAGUUCACACUUGGUCUUCAGGCGAUAAGUACGAAGGUGAAUGGAAGGAAUGACUUAAAUUUGGCCAAGGAACUGAUUUUUUCUCAAACGGAGAUAUAUUCACAGGUGCCUACUUCAAAGGCAAACCUUGUGGUAAAGGAAAAUAUGUCUGGGCAAAUGGCAGUACCUACAUUGGUGAUUUCAAAGAUGGCCUCAAGCACGGAAAGGGUAAAUGGACAAAAGAAGAAGGUGACCAAGUCUCUGUUUAUGAAGGAGAAUAUGCUGACGACAAGAAAGAAGGCUACGGUGUUUUCCAAUGGGCCACAGGAAAUGUCUACGAAGGAUAUUUUAAAUCUGAUGAAAGAGACGGGCAAGGGAAAAUGACAUGGAAUGAUCAAACUUGUUAUGAAGGUGACUGGUUUAGAGGUAUUCAGCAUGGUUACGGAAAACUAAUUUAUCCUGAUGGUACUUCCAAAGAGGGGUACUUUGAAAACAACAUUUACAUUGGGAAAGUGAAGAAGGAGCCAGAAAACCUGAAUUCUAUAAGCUCAAAUAAAAUGUUCUCAAUAGGGAGCAAGUUAAACCUUUCGAAGAGUUCGCAGAAACUUGGACUAGUAAACCUUCAAGAUAAAGAGAGGAAUCGAAUAAAAAAUGCAAUUAAAUAAAAAUAGACCUUUGCCGUUGGAGACUUCAAAGUAUUUAUCUCAUGAUCAAAGAUCUCCAACUUUGAUGCGGAACUCUAUGACAUUGAUCAAAUCUAAGAUUGUCGAGCCUAUUCCAAAAGCAAGUAAAUCCGCUCGUAAAUUUUUCUCAAAGAGAGGGUUUUCCAAGAAAAGGAACUUGAGUAAGAAUAAAUUAUUUUAA
Messenger RNA from Moneuplotes crassus, 1267 nucleotides. Lineage: Eukaryota; Ciliophora; Spirotrichea; Euplotida; Euplotidae. The record is from the annotation of a GenBank genome assembly.